Grammomys surdaster is the source of this 1552-nucleotide messenger RNA. RefSeq names its product H-2 class I histocompatibility antigen, L-D alpha chain-like. NCBI's taxonomy places the organism in Eukaryota, Metazoa, Chordata, Mammalia, Rodentia, Muridae. Gene Ontology annotation, biological process: immune response; positive regulation of T cell mediated cytotoxicity; antigen processing and presentation of endogenous peptide antigen via MHC class I via ER pathway, TAP-independent. Bases 30 to 1118 code for a protein of 362 amino acids. The record is from RefSeq and is a predicted model, not a curated record. Gene Ontology annotation, cellular component: external side of plasma membrane. The transcript is spliced from 8 exons. Gene Ontology annotation, molecular function: signaling receptor binding; peptide antigen binding.
UCAGAUGCCCUGGAUCCCAGAUCGGGGGGAUGGCACCUCACAUGCUGCUCCUGCUGCUGGCUGCUGCACUGGUCCUGACUCAGACCCGAGCUGGAUCACACUCGCUACAGUAUUUCUUAACCACUGUGUCCCGGCCUGGCCUCGGGGAGCCCCGGUUCACCGCUAUUGGCUACGUGGACGACACGCAGUUCGUGCGCUUCGACAGCGACAGGAAGAAUCAGAGGGUCGAGCCUAGUGCGCCGUGGAUGGAGCAGGAGGGGCCGGAGUAUUGGGAGUGGAAGACACAAAGAGCCAAGGAUGUGGAGCAGAUUUUCCGAUACGGCCUGGAGGACAUUGUGGGCUUCUACCACGAUGAUGAGGACAUCUCUCACACGCUCCAGGGGAUGUAUGGCUGUGACAUGGGGUCAGACGGGAGCCUCCUCCGUGGGUACCUGCAGCUCGCCUACGAUGGCCUCGAUUACAUCUCACUGAACGAAGACCUGAAAACGUGGACUGCGGCAGACGUGGUGGCGCAGAUCACCCUAAGCGAGUUGGAGCAGACAGAUUUUGCAGAGGAAUACAGGGUCGACCUGGAGGGCGAGUGCCUGAAGUGGCUCCACAGACUCCUGGAGCUCGGGAAGGAGACACUGCUGCGCACAGAUACCCCAAAGGCACAUGUGACCCAUCACCCCAGAUCUGAAGGUGAUGUCACCCUGAGGUGCUGGGCCUUGGGCUUCUACCCUGCUGACAUCACCCUGACCUGGCAGUUGAAUGGGGAGGAGCUGACCCAGGACAUGGAGCUUGUGCAGACAAGGCCUUCAGGGGAUGGAACCUUCCAGAAGUGGGCAUCUGUGGUGGUGCCUCUUGGGAAGGAGCAGGAUUACACCUGCCAUGUGUACCAUGAGGGGCUCUCUCAGCCCCUCACCCGGAGAUGGGAGCCUCCUUCAUCCACCAAUUCAAACAUGAUAAUCAUUGCUGUUCUGGGUGUCCUUGGAGCUGUGGCCAUCAUUGGAGCUGUGGUGGCUUUUGUGAUGAUGAGAAGGAGAAACAGAGGUGGAAAAGGAGGGCACUAUGCUCCAGCUCCAGGCAAGGACAGCUCCCAGAGCUCCGAUAUGUCUCUCCCAGAUUGUAAAGCAUGAAGACAGCAGCCUGGAGUGGACUGAGAGACAGACAGUGUGUUCAGGUCUCUCCUGUGACGUCGAGAGCCCUCAAUUUUCUUUAGACAACAAUAUCUGAUGUUCCCUGUGAUCCUAUGGGCUCAAUGUGAAAAACUGUGGCACCCAGCCUGCCCUGCACACUAGCACCCUGUCCCUGCACUGCCUGUGUUCCCUUCCACAGCCAACCUUCUUGGUCCAGCCAAACACUGGGGGACAUCUGCUUCCUGUCAGCUCCAUGUUGCCCUGAGCUGCAGCUCCUCACUUCCACACUGAGAAUAGGAAUUUGAAUGUGAACUUGAUUGUUAACAUCCUGACCUGAGUGUUGAUGGCUUGUUAAAUUGAUGGCUUGAAAAUACUUAGAGGUUUGUUUUGUUUUGUUUUUAAGAAAUAAAUGGCAGAUGGAGAACCUUCUAGAA